AUUGUGUUUGUUGGAUAGGAUACUUUGCCCAUUGUAAGGACUAUUACGACUGUAAGAAGUGUGACGAUAUCAAGAGAUCUGGUCAAUGCAGUGCCAACAUUGCAUAUUGUGCCAUGACCUGCAACCCAAACUGCGCAUUUAACUAUGUUGACGAUCCGAAUGAGAAUUGUGCUGAAAUAAAAUCUAAGGGCAAGUGUUUCGAAGCUAAGGGCUUUUAUUUGCCGGUGUGGGCUACAGUUUGUCAAAAGUCUUGCUGUGUUCCCGACAAACCGCCACACUGGAGCGAGUGGUCUAGUUGGACCCCUUGCUCUAAGUCUUGUAAAUACGGCUUAACUUCGAGGUCAAGGAAGUGCCAAGGAGAGGCAUUUGGACAAACAUGCAAGGGAUCGCCGCAUGAGKUCAAGAAGUGUAACGAAAAUGUCCCAUGUGAAGGUUUAAUAGGCUGGGAUGAUUCCUCUGUGGACAUUGACGAGUGUGCUGGUACGGUGUCUGUCAAAAUCACAAGAACACGCGUCAUCAACUGUGCAGCAUCAAUCACUGUGAAUACUAAUGACGGUUCUGCAACACAGCCUGCUGAUUACAAUCAAAUCAAAGAUCUCGUUAUAACAUUCGAUAAAAACGAGACAGUAAAAUCAGUGACUUUUAAAAUAAACGGUGAUACUGAUAUUGAAGGACCAGAAUCCUUCAGUGCCGUCAUUACCGCUGACCCCAAGAAGCUUGAAAUCACAGAGUCGAAAUGCACAGUGAACAUUAAAGAUCAAUCAGCUAAGAUUGGUUUUAAGCCAGACAGUUAUACAGUGUCUGAAAAUGACAAAAAGGUCAAGGUUACUGUGCACAGAUUUGGAAAUAAGAAUGGAAAGAACACUUGCAGUGUCUCAAGUGCAGAUGUGACGGCAAAAUCACCCGAUGACUACAAAGGAAUCACAAAAGUUCCAGUUGUCUUCAAUGCCGGAGAUGACACAAAAGAAAUCGAAAUUCCAAUUGAAGACGACAAUAUUGAGGAAAAAGACGAAGCUUUCAAAUUGUCCUUGGCCUGUGAAGAGUCUCCUUGCACUAAAGUUGUACCAGACGAGGCACUGGUCACCAUCAAAAGUGAUGACGUCGACGGCCAGUGGGGCGAAUGGGGACAAUACGGGGAUUGCUCAAAGUCCUGUGGCACAGGAAGUCAAUCCAGAUCUCGCAGCUGCAACAACCCAGCACCACAAGGAGAAGGAGCUUAUUGUGUGGGCACCAACACUUCUUCGCAAGAUUGCAACACACACCAUUGUCCAGCUAAGGUUGGCCUGAAACCAGCAUAUCAAACCGUUCCUGAAAAUGUAGAAAAAGUGAAAGUGAACGUGUUCAGAAUUGGAAAUUCUGAGGGUACCAACCGUGUUAACAUUUCAACAAAGCCCAAAUCGGCUACAUCCCCGGAUGAUUUCGAAAGCAUUCCAGUAAAAGAGCUUACCUUUAAUCCUGACGAGUCAAACAAGAUGGUGGAGAUACAAAUCAAAAACGACUGUUUACCUGAAAAUGAUGAAGAAUUUGAAGUAAUUCUGACGAGCGACGACUCUGGAGUAGUGUCUGUGAGCCCUYACGCAGCCAUCYUCAAAAUCCURGARGACGAUGUCUUUGCAGUUGUACUUGGCCUAGACCCGACAGCAAAAUCUGUGCGCGAAAGUGACGGAAGUGUCAAGUUGACAGUAUUUAGGAAGGGUCACAUCAGAGGCAAAUCCACUGCCAUUAUAAAUACCUGCGAAACUGGGUCUGCAACGGCUUCUGAAGACUUUGAACCUUUAACCAACUUCAAGGUUGAAUUCGCUGAGAAAGAAAAAGAAAAGACGUUUGACAUCAAGAUUAUUAAUGAUAAAAAGUGUGAACCGGACGAGUCGUUCUGCGUUAAGCUCACAAGCAAUGACAAGAACAUGUGCAAUAUCUCACCCAAGAAGGCUGAAAUUACCAUCGUUGAAGAUGAUGUUAAACUUAGUCUUCAUCCCGGAAAGAUCACAGUUCUGGAGAGUAAGAAGUUUGUUAAACUAACUGUAAAGAGAUUUGGAAAUCUGAAGGGUACAACUAAUGCUGUUAUCAAUACAAAAGACAACACCGCAUUGGCCGGCAAAGACUACAAACCACGUACAGGGUUCCAAAUUGAAUUCAAGCCCCAAGAACCAGUAAAACGUUUCAAAGUAUUCCUUAUGGACGAUAACAUCCCAGAAGACACCGAAACCUUUGACGUCAAGCUCACCAGUCCUGAUAAAGAUGUCACCGUCAUCAACCCCGAUUCAUCUGUCGUUGAGAUUUUAGAUCAUGAUGCUAAGAUUGGUUUCAAACACGUGAAAUACUACUUUAUGGAGACCGCGGGUGUAGUCACGGUUGUUCUUGUCAGAACAUGCAACGACUUGGCAUUGAAAAUCAGUCAUUCCGUGACUGUGACAAGUUUUGAUGAUUCUGCKAAGCAACCCGACGAUUACAAACAAGUAGACCAAACAGUAGUAUUCAAAGCCGGACAAAAGACAGCAGAAGUCAAAAUCGAAAUUAAAAACGACAAUAUACAAGAAGGGAAGGAAACAUUCAAACUCAAACUUACAACUACAGAUAUCAGGGUUCAGCUCGAACCACAAACGUCAACAGUCUGCAUCAAGGAUAACGACGUUGAUGGGAAGUGGGGCCCGUGGUCUAACUUUAGUCCAUGUGGAAAGACAUGCGGUACAUCCACUAAAUACAGAACGAGAAAAUGUGACGAUCCACCACAAGCUGGGGAAGGAAAACACUGCGAAGGAAAAGAUAGACAAGAAAAAUCAUGCUACUUGCAAGAAUACUGCAGAGUCAAUGGCGGAUUCAGUGAAUGGUCGAAAUGGUCGGAGUGUUCCAUAAGCUGUGGGAAUGGAACAACGGUGAGGUCACGAAAAUGCGACAACCCAGCCCCCAAAUAUGGCGGUCUGCCAUGCCUUGGCUCCAGUUAUGAAGUGAAGACAUGUGUAGUAAAUGCGUGCUGCAAAGUCGACGGUCAAUGGGGGAGCUGGUCGAAAUGGUCAGCAUGCAGCAAAACAUGUGUUAACGACCUAAAAGAAGGAGGCGGAGAAAGGACAAGAACUCGUGAAUGCAAUUACCCCAAGCCAUCCUGUGGCGGAGCCGAUUGUCAACCGGGAGCUUACAGCAAAGUAGGAGCGACUGAAAAAACAUCUUGUAGCGUUGUACUGUGCAGCAAUGCAUACGUGGUCGCCCCAAUGAACAGUGGAUAUGGAAGUCAACCGACCACCAAACCUACAACUGCCGCUCCUACCACUCAGCCAGCAUACAACCCCUACGGGUGGUGGCCCCCCGCGGCAUACGAUGAAAAUGAAAAUGAGGAGUAAGCAUGUMGGAUCACAGAAAAUGAAUGAAAAUGGGAUAAUGGUCAAGAAAUAAAACUUGUUAAACUGGUUUAAACUGGUGAUUGAGCUAAAAAUAUAAUGAUAACCUUGUUUGUGAACUAUAGAUAAUACUGCUAUUGAUAAUACAUUCAUGUAUGCUGGUAAUAUAAGUACUAAAAUUAAAGGGUUUUACUUCAUGA
Exaiptasia diaphana is the source of this 3532-nucleotide messenger RNA. RefSeq names its product extracellular matrix protein FRAS1. Lineage: Eukaryota; Metazoa; Cnidaria; Anthozoa; Actiniaria; Aiptasiidae. The transcript is spliced from 21 exons. The record is from RefSeq and is a predicted model, not a curated record. The coding region runs from base 114 to 3335 and encodes 1073 amino acids. Gene Ontology annotation, biological process: cell communication; metal ion transport. Gene Ontology annotation, cellular component: membrane.